Vitis riparia (riverbank grape) is the source of this 495-nucleotide messenger RNA. RefSeq names its product secreted RxLR effector protein 161-like. Bases 1 to 495 code for a protein of 164 amino acids. The transcript has 2 exons. Lineage: Eukaryota; Viridiplantae; Streptophyta; Magnoliopsida; Vitales; Vitaceae. The record is from RefSeq and is a predicted model, not a curated record.
AUGCAGAAGAUUCCUUACGCUUCGGCUGUGGGGAGUCUAAUGUAUGCUCAGGUAUGUACACGUCCGGAUAUUGCGUACAUUGUUGGCAUGUUAGGCAGAUAUCUAAGUAACCCUGGAAUGGAUCAUUGGAGAGCAGCCAAGAGGGUUAUGAGAUAUUUACAGAGAACAAAAGAGUACAUGCUUACAUAUAGGAGAUUGGAUCAGUUAGAGUUCAUUGGGUAUUCCGACUCUGACUUUGCUGGAUGCCAAGACAGCAGAAGAUCCACAUCAGGCUAUAUUUAUCUGUUGGCUGGUGGAGCAAUUUCAUGGAGGUCUGCCAAACAGACACUCGUAACUUCAUCCACCAUGGAAGCAGAGUUUGUAGCAUGUUAUGAGGCAUCCAAUCAAGGAAUAUGGCUACGAAAUUUUGUCACUGGGCUGCAUGUUCUGGAUGCCUUAGUUUCAGCAUUCUGUUUAGCAUGUUCUGUAGCAAUCCUGAUUGUUUCAGUUCGCUAG